AUGGAUUCCGGAGAGAAAGUCCUCGGGUCCGAAAUGCUCGAGGCGACAGCCCACGGGCUGGCCCGUUUUAUGGACGUUUUGAACUCCGCGUCGCUUCUUCCUCCCGAGUCCCGACCUGCAUUGGACUCUCUCGCCUUGAUCAUAGCAGCACGAGCUGAACAGCAGCUUUCAAAUAUGCGUCAGAUGGCCCAUUUAUCGCAGGAAAUUACCAUGGCCCUUGAGUGUGUAGCGAAGCAGUUCAACGAUACUGCUUUGCAACGAUGCAAUGCGAAUGAGCGGGAUUUAAAGGCAUUGGCUUCUCUUCAGGCGCAGGAUGUGAGUGGCGACGGGAACUUGGAACCGCCAUUCGGAGACAGUUGA
This is a messenger RNA of Penicillium waksmanii, 360 nucleotides long. RefSeq lists its product as uncharacterized. Bases 1 to 360 code for a protein of 119 amino acids. The record is from RefSeq and is a predicted model, not a curated record. The transcript is spliced from 2 exons. NCBI's taxonomy places the organism in Eukaryota, Fungi, Ascomycota, Eurotiomycetes, Eurotiales, Aspergillaceae.